UGACUCUUCUCGCCUGGCCGUCUUCCCCCACCCCUCUCUCUCUUUCUCGCUCUCCCUCAUCUCAUUGUUUCAGGAGGCCAAAUUGGAAGUCCUUUCCAGGGAGGGGCCCUGUUCAACUUGCUCUCCAGCCAAAGUGGAACAGAGUGAGAAGGAGAGCGACACAACCAGAGGACUCGGUGGGAAAGCGCAGAGAACCAUAAAGAAUAUGCUGCUGUUGGGACCCAAAGUGCUGCUGGUGCUCACUGCCCUCAUCAUCCCCUCUGGUUGGACACCCCUAGGGGUCAGUGGUCAACGAGGAGAUGAUGUGACUCCAGUAAUUCUAGAAACAUUCACGGAAGACCCUAAUCUGGUCGAUGAACCUGCUACAGAUGAAACAGCCUCGCUCAGUGAUAAAAAUACCACAGAGUGCCGAGAUGAGAAAUUCGCUUGCACAAGACUCUACUCCGUGCAUCGGCCAGUCAAGCAAUGCAUCCAUCAGUCAUGCUUCACCAGUUUACGGCGCAUGUACAUCAUCAACAAUGAGAUCUGCUCCCGUCUUGUCUGUAAAGAACAUGAAGCUAUGAAAGAUGAGCUUUGCCGACAGAUGGCUGGUCUACCGCCAAGGCGACUCCGCCGCUCCAACUACUUCCGCCUUCCUCCCUGUGAAAAUGGGAAUUUGCAGAGCCCCCGUGGCCUGUGAUCAUCAAGGAAGAGGAAACGAAGAAAGUGUGGGUGGGAGGGAGAGGAUGCUCCAGGAAGAGGGAAGCAUGGUCAGCCAACCCACAGACAUUCGCACUUCUUAAACCGAUCCCUUGGCAAUGUCUAGCUUUGGCCCCUACUUGAUUUUUCACCAAUUUAUCUCAUUUUUCAGUACUUAAAAUACAGUCUAUAUUAUUGCAUGGUUUUGCUGCUUCCCAAUAUCAUAGACCUAGUAAGAUAAAUGACGACCGAGUGGCUUACGUACAAACAUUCUACAUACAAUUUUGAGAAAAUAAAUAAAAAUAUUAUUAAAAA
Molecule: messenger RNA, 993 nt
Organism: Sus scrofa (pig)
Lineage: Eukaryota; Metazoa; Chordata; Mammalia; Artiodactyla; Suidae
Gene: MFAP5
Product: microfibril associated protein 5
Biological process (GO): embryonic eye morphogenesis
Cellular component (GO): microfibril
Source: RefSeq, a predicted model, not a curated record